Molecule: messenger RNA, 538 nt
Organism: Acanthamoeba castellanii str. Neff
Lineage: Eukaryota; Discosea; Longamoebia; Acanthamoebidae
Exons: 3
Source: RefSeq, a predicted model, not a curated record
AGGAGCGUUCUGGUGCGUUCGAGAGGUCCCGGUCACGAGAAGGAAGCGACAGCGCUGCUCGUCAGCUGGUUCAUCUUCAACAUCAUCCUCUACCUCCUGUUCAUGACUUUGAUCAUCUUGUUCGAGGAACUGCCCAAGGAUUCUGUCACCGAUUCCUGCUUGGGCCGUGUUGCCCGAAAGGAUACGACUGGUUUGUCUGACGCCCAGUUCACGCUGUCGAUCGUUUACAAGGUCAUGGUGGCCUCAGUUUCCAUUAUCAUGGCACUCUUGUUCUUGAUUGCGGGAGGCGGACUUCACUAUAAGCUGGUGAUCUUGGGCAAGGCGAAGGGAGGAAACUCCAACUGGAAGCCCCAACCCCAAGGACCUUACGCUCUCGAGGGUCACAAGCAUGGUGUCCACGGCCACCGGCUCGUCUACGAGCAGCAACUCUUCUACAUCGUACAGCUCAUCGAGCUCAACCAACUCGAACUCGGCAAGCUCUUCCAUGUCCUCAGACUCUUCUUCGUCCAUGUAAAGUUUGGAUUCAACGUCAAUACAA